AUGGAAGAAAGCAAUAGUGAUGCACAAAUCCAACCUACCAAAACCAAAAAAGGAGGAUGGCAUGCUGCCAUCUUCAUCAUAAUUAUGGAAGCUGCAGAGCAAUUUGCAAACAUUGGAUUAGGUUCAAAUUUGAUUUUAUAUCUCAAUAAAGCACUUAAUGAGCCAUUAACUGAAGCUGCUAAGAACAGAAACACUUGGGUUGGUGUUUCUUCUAUCUUUCCUUUGCUUGGUGGAUUCAUUGCUGAUUCAUAUCUUGGUAGAUUCAAGACAAUUAUCAUUGCAUCUCUCAUCUAUCUCAUGGGUAUGAUUUUGUUGACACUAUCAGUCUCUAUUAUAAAAAACAAGAAGCUGUUUUUUACCGCGCUUUAUAUAUUAUCGGUCGGCGAUGGAGGACACAAGCCAUGCGUACAAACAUUCGCUGCCGACCAAUUUGCAGAAGACACAUUAGAAGAGAGAGAUGCCAAAAGAUCAUUCUUCAAUUGGUGGUACCUCGCAAUUGUAAUUGGUUCAGUUUUCGCCGUGUUCGUGAUAGGAUAUCUGAUGGAUAAUGUAAGUUGGGGUAUUGGACUUUUAGUGUUGGCAUCAAUGUUGGCAAUAGCAUUGGUGGUGUUCUUGCUAGGAACAAAAAGGUAUACAAAGGAAAGCCCGAAAGGGAGUCCGAUCACUAGUAUUGUUCGAGUUUUUGUUGCUGCAGCACGUAAGUGGCGCGUCAGAGACACGCGCGGCCCAGAUAGUUAUUGGUAUGGUCAUGAUCAUGAUAGCUUCCAUCAUUCCCGAUCAACACCAAUAAUUCGAACUUUGGCUCACACUAAACAAUACAGGUUUUUGGAUAAAGCAAUGAUCAUUGAUGAACAUGAUGCAUCUAGAAAAAUUGUAAAUCCAUGGAGACUAUGUUCAAUGACGCAAGUCGAAGAAGUGAAGCUUGUGAUUCGUCUGAUUCCUAUAUGGCUAAGUUGCUUAAUGUUCACUGUUGUUCAAAGUCAGUUAGGAACGUUUUUCACGAAACAAAGUAGCACAUUAGACAGAUCAAUUGGACAGCAUUUUGUGAUUCCUUCAGCAGCACUUCAAGGCUUUGUUGGAAUUGUGAUCUUGUUUGCAGUGCCCCUCUAUGACAAAGUUUUUGUGCCGUUUGCGAGAAAAAUUACAGGACAUCAUUCUGGUAUAACCGUUUUGCAGAGGAUUGGAGUUGGUCUUUUUUUGUCGAUAUUUACGAUGAUUGUUUCGGCUCUUGUGGAAACUAAAAGGGUUGGUGUGGCCAAGAAUCAUAAUCUCUUAGACAAUAAUCAUAGCAAGGAGAUUAUUAUACCUAUGAGUAUUUGGUGGAUGUUACCUCAAUAUACUAUUCUUGGAGUUUCUGAUGCAUUUACAAUUGUUGGAUUACAAGAGUUGUUCUAUGAUCAAAUGCCUGAUGCAAUGAGAAGUUUAGGAGCUGCAGCAUAUCUAAGCAUUGUUGGAGUUGGAAGUUUUGUUAGCAAUGGUAUUAUAAGUGUUGUGGUGGAUGUUACUUCAAAGGUUGGUGGAAAAUGGUUGGGAAGUGAUUUGAAUAGGGCACAUCUUAAUUACUUUUAUUGGGUGUUGGCUAUGUUAAGUGCUCUUAAUCUUUGUGUUUAUAUGUGGAUAGCCAAAGGUUUUGUGUACAAAAAGAGACAUGUGGUUGAAACAAGUGCAAUGGAGUAUAACUCCUAG
Molecule: messenger RNA, 1686 nt
Organism: Lathyrus sativus (Indian pea)
Lineage: Eukaryota; Viridiplantae; Streptophyta; Magnoliopsida; Fabales; Fabaceae
Source: the annotation of a GenBank genome assembly